Molecule: messenger RNA, 3936 nt
Organism: Diuraphis noxia (Russian wheat aphid)
Lineage: Eukaryota; Metazoa; Arthropoda; Insecta; Hemiptera; Aphididae
Product: sodium/potassium-transporting ATPase subunit alpha pseudogene
Source: RefSeq, a predicted model, not a curated record
CGCCUGAGAGGAGUUCAGCUGCUGCCGCCGUGAGCCGCGGGACCCGCGUUAUAGUAACCGCUCUAACGCACCGGACAGAUUUUUCUGUCUUUAUUUUAAGAGCAUCACCAGAGUCGGUUUUUCUUUUUCCUUUUUCUCCCGUUUUUAUUCCUUCUGUCGCGUGUCUCCUCGGCAAACUCUCCACCUGCCUUCUCCCUCCCCCACGUCCCGUUCCCGGAAGAAACUUACCGAUCGUCCUACCACUGCUGCACAUAAGCGUUCGGUCUGACUUCUUUAUUAUUAUUUUAAUUUUUGUUAUAAUUACUAUUAAAUUUGUUUGUUCGCGAUUUGUUAAGUGUUAUUCAAUCUAUCGUCAUCGUUGAUCUGAUUAUAUCAUAUUAUAAUAAUUAGAAAAUUUUAUAAGUGCGACUCUGCGGUCACCAGGAUUACAACAUUUGUGUGAUUUGGAUACCAAACUUGAAAAUCACCAUGCGGGACAAGACGUCUUGAUCCACGCUGAUCCAGAAUAACAACAGCACACACACAUACACACUUCAGAAAAUUGGAGUCACACUUUAUUCUAAGUCUGUGAUAUUAUUUAAUAUUUUGAAAAAUGAACCUCUUAGCCGUAAUCGAUUUCCUCGAUCACAGAAUAGAGAUAGAAUCGCCUAUUUGUAAUCAAAUGAAAAGAUCGUUAUAAUUAGUAUUAUAAGUUGUUGACGUAAAUUCGUUAUUCCAAUUAGUUAGUGUAUUUAUAUAUUUUGUAAAAAUAAUAUUAAUAAUAAUAACCAUGAAUUCCUAUAAAUAUUUUUAAAACCAUAAACAGUUUUUAAUUGUAUUUUUACAACAAAAAGUCCCUUAUAUUCUGUCCAAAAUGGGUUCCAAAGAGGCGGAAAGCGGUACCGCCAAAACCGCCAAAAUGAGCGAUCUCAAAAAAGAAAUCGACUUGGAUGAUCACAGGAUACCAUUGCCGGAGCUAUACACUCGUUACGAGACGGAUCCUGAGAGAGGUUUGACGACUUCCCAAGCUAAAAGAUUAUUACUUAGGGACGGACCUAAUUCUUUAACCCCACCUAAGAGGACUCCUGCGUGGAUUAUCCUGUUGAAGCACCUGUUUGAAGGAUUUUCAAUUCUAUUAUGGGCAGGUGCGGCUCUGUGCUUCCUAGCAUAUGGUAUUCAAUAUUCCACAUCUGAAGAACCACAGGAAGACAACCUAUGGCUGGGUACAGUAUUAGUCCUUGUUUGUGUUAUAACAGGCGUUUUUGCUUACAGUCAAGAAGCAAAAAGUUCGAGAAUCAUGGAUUCCUUCAAGAACAUGGUACCACAAUACGCCAACGUUGUGCGAGACGGUGAACGGAAAAACAUACUGAGCUCAGAACUGGUAAAAGGAGACAUUGUGGAAGUAAAGUUUGGUGAUCGCGUUCCCGCUGAUGUUCGUAUUAUCGAAGCCCAUAAUUUUAAGGUAGAUAAUUCAUCUUUGACCGGAGAAACUGAACCACAACCUCGGGACUCAGCUGUAUCUAAAGUGCAAGUAUUGGAAGCUAACAAUUUAGCAUUCUUUUCCACUAAUGCGGUUGAAGGAACUGCAAAAGCCCUUGUGAUACUCUGUGGUGAUAAUACUGUAAUGGGACGUAUUGCUGGACUGACUACAAGACUGGAGCAAAGAGAUACACCAAUCGCUAAUGAAAUUCAUCAUUUUAUGCAUUUGAUUUCUGCUUGGGCAAUUUUCCUAGGGGUGUCAUUUUUCAUAAUGGCUUUCUUACUUGGAUACCAUUGGUUGGAUGCUUUUAUAUUCUUGAUUGGAAUAAUUGUCGCUAACGUACCAGAAGGUCUUCUGGCUACCGUGACCGUGUGUUUGUCUUUGACGGCGAAACGGAUGGCAUCGAAAAACUGUGUCGUAAAACAUCUCGAAGCAGUCGAAACUCUCGGAUCUACAUCUACUAUCUGCUCUGACAAAACGGGAACGCUAACCCAAAACCGUAUGACUGUAACACAUUUAAGUUAUAAUAAAGAAAUUAUUGAGGUGGAUUAUUUCAAAGACCCGACAGGUGUAACGGAAGAGGCUAGGAACACCAAAGCUUAUCAGUCGCUCGUUAGAGGUGGAUGUCUUUGCAGUAGAGCUGAAUUUAUAUGUGGACAAGACAAUACACCAGUUUUAAAGAGAGAAGUCAUGGGUGACGCAUCCGAAGCCGCUAUAAUUAAAUUUUCUGAGCUUGCAGUUGGGGAUGUUAUGGCUUUCCGUGAACAACAUAAAAAGGUGGCAGAGAUUCCGUUUAAUUCCUCCGAUAAAUUCCAAGUUUCGAUUCACGCAUUACCGUCGAAAGGACAAUUGUUAGUAAUGAAAGGGGCACCAGAAAGAAUUUUAGCUCGUUGUACUAGAAUGCGAUAUGGCGAUGGUGUUGUUGAAUUGGACGAAAAUAUCAGACAAGAAAUGGACGAAAUUAUCGAACAACUAGGAAGUUACGGUGAACGUGUUCUCGGAUUUUGUGAUCUUUUUCUAAGUACAGACCAAUUUCCAAUUGGCUUCAAUUUUACCACGGAUCCUCCUAAUUUUCCUUUGACCGAUUUAAGGUUUUUAGGUCUUAUGUCCAUGAUUGACCCUCCUAGACCAGGUGUACCAGAUGCCGUCGCAAAAUGUCGAUCAGCUGGCAUUCGUGUUAUCAUGGUAACCGGCGAUCACCCCGUAACUGCUAAAGCUAUUGCAAAGGCUGUAGGAAUCAUUACUGAAGGUUCUGAAACUCUUGAAGAUAUUGCUAAACGACGUCGAGUACCAGUAUCAUCUUUAGAUCCACGGGAAUCCACAACAAUCGUUAUACAAGGAUCAUUAUUAAGGGACAUGUCGACCGAAGAAUUGGAACACGUUUUACGAACUAACAGAGAAAUCGUAUUUGCCCGGACUUCCCCUACACAAAAAUUAAACAUUGUUGAAGGAUGUCAAAAUUUGGGAGCUAUUGUGGCUGUAACUGGAGAUGGUGUUAACGAUUCACCGGCUUUGAAAAAGGCAGAUAUUGGUAUUGCUAUGGGCAUAACGGGUUCAGACGUAUCCAAACAAACUGCUGACAUGAUAUUAUUGGACGAUAAUUUUGCAUCGAUUGUGACUGGAGUAGAAGAAGGGCGUCUUAUUUUUGACAACUUAAAAAAAUCAAUAGCGUACACUUUGGCGUCAAACGUCCCGGAGAUAACUCCGUUCUUACUAUUUAUUCUUAGUGGUAUUCCAUUGCCACUGGGAGUUGUUGCCGUGCUUUGCAUUGAUUUAGGAACUGACAUGUGGCCGGCCAUAUCAUUGGCUUACGAAAGAGCGGAAUCUGACAUUAUGUUAAGACAUCCCAGGAACCCAUCGACUGACAAAUUGGUCAACGGUAAACUCAUCUUCGUCGCAUAUGGUCAAAUCGGAGUUAUUGAAGCCGUCGCUGGAUUUUUCUCGUACUUCGUCAUUAUGGCUCAAUGCGGAUGGCUACCACGGAGAUUAAUUGGCAUACGUAACGAAUGGGAUUCAAAGUCUGUGAACGACUUGGAAGACUCAUACGGUCAAGAAUGGACAUUUACACAUAGAAAAGAGCUAGAAUAUACCUGCCAUACUGCCUUUUUCAUAGCUAUUGUAGUAGUUCAAUGGGCUGAUUUGAUUAUUUGCAAAACUCGUUACAAUUCUAUUUGUCAUCAAGGUAUGGACAAUUGGGUUUUGAAUUUUGGAAUGGUAUUCGAAACAUUAGCUGCCUGUUUUGUAUCUUAUUGUCCUGGUAUGACCGAGGUGCUCAAGACCUAUCCYGUAAAAGCCGAAUGGUGGCUUCCUGGUUUACCUUUCGCCGUAGUCAUAUUUGUUUAUGACGAAUGUCGGCGUUUUUGGCUCAGGACUCAUCCAGGUGGAUGGGUCGAACGACACACUUACUAUUAAAAUAUUUUAAAGUAUUUACAAUAAAAUAAAAUAAUAAUCACUCAUUGCGUCAAUGCCCCUGUAUA